This is a messenger RNA of Candidula unifasciata, 220 nucleotides long. The record is from the annotation of a GenBank genome assembly. Lineage: Eukaryota; Metazoa; Mollusca; Gastropoda; Stylommatophora; Geomitridae.
AUGACGUCAGCAGUACCUGUGGUCAAUGGCGUCCCAUCAGGAAGCACUAGACCCGUGCGUCAAGGAUCUGGCACUCAACGAGCAGGCCGGAAGGCUCGCAUGAAAAAUAGGGGCAGCCAAACGUGCAGCUCUGAGGACGAAGACCUCCACUCAGAUGAUAACCUUCGACCUUAUGAGGAAGUGAAAGUGGCUCACCACGACAAGAAACUCGCUGGUCUUG